CGGCACAUGACUCUCUAGUCAACAACAGCCAACAUGGCGGACGCCGAGGCUGUGAAAGCGCUGAGCGGUUUAUUGAACGGAAUCGCGCAGAGGGUUUAUUACGGCAACUCGGAGAUCACGGAGGAGCUGUUGAAGGAUGAGCUUUACCCCGGUGUGCCUCAGGAGGAGUUCCGGGCUCUGUACGACAAAAUGAGGGGCCUUUUAAAGUCUGUAGCCGUGGCGGAUAUGGACCAGGCCCAGCUGGAGGCGUUUCUGACCGCUCAAACGUGUAAGCACGGUGGCGGCGGUAUGACCUCGGAGCAGGCGGCGGCUCUGGCGCGUUUCUGGAAGGGGCACCGCGGCCGGGUGCGAGAGAGCCUGCUGGCACAGAGCCGCUGGGAGCCUGCGCUGAGGGGGUUGAGCUGGAGGGUGGACCUGCAGACCGCGACCAGCAGGGGGCAGACUUCCAACAACCCCGUCGCACUGGUGGAGCUCGAGCUGGGACGAAACGGCCAGGACUCGGAGUUUGUGUGCUUGGAGUUUGAUGAACUGAAGAUUAACCAGGUGCUAAAGAAGAUGGCAGAAAUCCAAGACAGCAUCGACAGUGUUGUGCACCACAGCUAGAGAGAGAGUGAGAGAGCGUGAGUGAGCGACAGAGAGAGAGAGAGAGAGUCUUUGUGAACUUUUCCACAAUGAUUACUGCGCUGCUUUCUCAUACUGGACUUGGUCAUAAAAAUGCAUUUAUGGCCUUUGUAUAUAUAUAAAAAAAGUCCUACUUUAUGUUUGUUCUUUCACAGGACUGUUAUUCUUAUCAACAAUCACCUUUAUUUCAUCUGAUAAAAUGUCACAGGUAGAUAGAAUGUUUUUGCAGGUUACUCAUGAAAGACCGUUCGGUAACGCGUGUAGUGCUGCACCUUCUCCACCGCGAGGAUACGCCGUGUCACCUCGGGUUUUCCAGCCGUCCCUCAGAGACGCUCUGCAGUGGACACAUCUGUUUCUCUGAGCAGGUUGUUCCGUUAACCGUCUCGCAGAUCUCCUGCACAGCUUCCGUCUGUGUUUUGGGGCCAUUUCAAUGGUUUUUUAUUAUUAUUAUUAUUAUCAUCAGACAUGUAGUUGAAUCAAAUAGGCAUUUCCAAACGUGCAGGGAGUUGCUGUGAUUUAUAAAUAUUUAAUAUCGGUGCACGCCUAGAACAAGCAGGCAAAAGGCCACAGCAUCCAAAAACAUAAACUCCAUUAAAUAUUUAACAGUAGUCUUGCCUCAGAGAAUGGACCGUCAGGCUCCAGUAGCACCAAGGGCCUGGCAGUGUGCUCGCUAUCGUGUGUGAGUCGUUUAUUCAAUGGUGACCUUUUAUAACAGCUGUUGCUUCCUUGCAAGGAAUGUGAUGGACGACGUGUAUGAAUUGAAUAAUAAAGUGUUUUAAAUAA
This is a messenger RNA of Ictalurus punctatus (channel catfish), 1404 nucleotides long. RefSeq names its product copper metabolism (Murr1) domain containing 1 (gene commd1). Bases 34 to 603 code for a protein of 189 amino acids. NCBI's taxonomy places the organism in Eukaryota, Metazoa, Chordata, Actinopteri, Siluriformes, Ictaluridae. Gene Ontology annotation, cellular component: endosome. The record is from RefSeq and is a predicted model, not a curated record. Gene Ontology annotation, biological process: regulation of proteasomal ubiquitin-dependent protein catabolic process; negative regulation of sodium ion transmembrane transport; positive regulation of protein ubiquitination. The transcript is spliced from 3 exons.